UGGGCCUGCUCCGGUCUGAACACAGUCACUAUGGGCAAGAUCACCUUCUUCGAGGACAGGAACUUCCAGGGUCGUCAAUAUGAGUGCACUGGUGACUGUGUUGAGAUGCAGUCCCACCUCUCUCGCUGCAACUCCAUUCGUGUAGAGAGUGGCUGCUGGAUGGCCUAUGAGAAGCCCAACUAUUCUGGCUAUCAGUACAUGUUACACAAGGGAGAGUACCCUGACUACCAGCACUGGGCUGGCUUCAAUGACUGCAUCCGCUCCUGCCGCAUGGUACCUCCUUACACUGGAAACUACAGGAUGAAGAUCUUCGAGCGCUCUGAUUUUGCUGGCCAGGCCAUGGAGCUGAUGGAGGACUGCCCUGAUCUACGUGAGCGCUUCCACAAUGGGGAUGUCUCCUCUGCUAAUGUCAUGGAGGGUUACUGGAUCCUUCACGAGCACCCCAACUACAGCGGCCGGCAGUACUUCCUCCGACCUGGGGAAUACAGGAGGUUCAAUGAGUGGGGCAGUCCCAGUCCCGCCAUGGGCUCCUUGAAGCGUAUCACUGAUUUCAACUGAAAACCUUUUGUGGAAACCUUAGCAACCCAACUGUGCCUUUCCCUAAAAUGUUGCCAGCAUGAGCUAUUCUUGCUACAAUUAAGCAAGGCCUGACUCCACAGGGCCUGUGGAACUGUGCAGUAUUUGAAUUUGUGCUUUAUGCCAUAACUCGGCACUGUAUCCAAAUGCCUCUGUUUAAAGUAGCUAAGGUGAAUGUCUGCUUUGUUUCCUGUGUUGACUAAGUAAACUGUAAGCUUUCAUAGCACCCUCGCACCACCCUUUUC
This is a messenger RNA of Colossoma macropomum (tambaqui), 821 nucleotides long. RefSeq names its product crystallin, gamma MX (gene crygmx). Lineage: Eukaryota; Metazoa; Chordata; Actinopteri; Characiformes; Serrasalmidae. The transcript is spliced from 3 exons. The record is from RefSeq and is a predicted model, not a curated record. The coding region runs from base 31 to 558 and encodes 175 amino acids. Gene Ontology annotation, biological process: visual perception; lens development in camera-type eye. Gene Ontology annotation, molecular function: structural constituent of eye lens.